Schizophyllum commune H4-8 is the source of this 830-nucleotide messenger RNA. RefSeq lists its product as uncharacterized. Lineage: Eukaryota; Fungi; Basidiomycota; Agaricomycetes; Agaricales; Schizophyllaceae. The transcript has 2 exons. The coding region runs from base 18 to 713 and encodes 231 amino acids. The record is from RefSeq and is a predicted model, not a curated record.
UCGAGCCCAUCACCGUUAUGUCGGCCCAGUGUUGUCUUGAGAAGCCCUUCUCUCAGAUGAACCAGCACGACGCUGCUUUCCCCACAGCGGAAUCGCGCAAAAGCCUGAACUACUCUCAGCCUGAGUCCCAUUCCGCCAUACCACCUUCUGGCGUCUCGAGGGCGCAGCUUCUCAAUCAUCUCAAGUGGUACUCCGACCUUGCCGUCUUUCAAUCUUCAACGCCCCCGUAUCCAGCAAUUCCACUCACCGCUGCAUCCACUCUGCCUCAACUGGCGGUCCUGUACCAUCUGACAGAGCGCGAGCUCUUUGUCAACCUCUCCAUCCCUCCAACCUCCCCACCCUGCGCCUGCGUCGACGGCAACGGCGAGACAUGUGGCGCGCACUUCAAUGCCCACGAAUAUGGUCGCAUGGAUCAGCUGCGCGCACAUAUCGCAUCAAGCCACCACUUAUGCACAUGGAGAGACUGUGACUACGUCGUACCACACUCGGAGCACGACACGGCGAAGCAAGCUAUGCGUACCCAUCUCUACACAGCCCAUUUCCUGGCCUUCCCGACGUGCCCCUUCUGCCAAUGCAAUCUGAACCAACCGCCGAUGAUACUGCCGCAGAGCUCUCAAGAUGAUGAACUCAUUAUACAUCUGGCUUCUGGAUGGUGCAUUGGUUUGGCCAGGCUCGCGAUCUCCAAAGGGCUGCCCGUUCCUCUUCCUCGCUGAAUCCUGAUACCAACCUGCGCGAUACCCCGUGCCUUUUUAAUUGUAGAGGUUAGCCUAGCUUGCGUAUUUUGUAAAGUGUAGUCACAUAGUCUGGAUAAAUUGAAGUCAAAUCAGUCG